Messenger RNA from Prinia subflava (tawny-flanked prinia), 1718 nucleotides. RefSeq names its product mitochondrial ribosomal protein S5 (gene MRPS5). Gene Ontology annotation, cellular component: ribosome. Gene Ontology annotation, molecular function: structural constituent of ribosome; RNA binding. Gene Ontology annotation, biological process: translation. The record is from RefSeq and is a predicted model, not a curated record. The transcript has 11 exons. The coding region runs from base 175 to 1389 and encodes 404 amino acids. Lineage: Eukaryota; Metazoa; Chordata; Aves; Passeriformes; Cisticolidae.
GGGCAGAGCGCCGGCGAGGCUGCGCUGGGGCGGCAGCACAGCUGCAGCCGAGCGGCGGCCGCUGCCCUUCGCCUCCCGCCUCGCUGCGGCCGCCGCCGCUGCCCCGUUCCCGCCUUCGCCGUCAGGCAGCGCGCGCGGCGCCUCACGGCGGCGGCCGGGCGGGGCGGGCCCGGCAUGGCGGCGGCGGCGGCGGCGGCUGCGGGCCGGGCGUGGGCGCUGCGAGCGGCCUGGCGAGGGUUUGCUCCUGUGGCAGUGAGAGGGAGCUGCAGCUCCUACUCCAGCCUGGCAUGGGCUUUCCAGACACGGUGCUCCCUCAAUGCCCCCUGGACUGGCACAGUCGAGCAGUGCAGGAAGAGCAGUUUCUUCAAUACCUUGACAGCUGAUCAGCUGUGGAAAGGAGCUUUGGCAGAGACUGGCGUGGGAGUCAAGAAAGGAAGAGGAAAGAAAAGGAAGAAGAAGUUAAGGAAGAAUCUCAAUAGAGGCCAGGAGAUUGGUGAAGGGCGCUCUGGUUUCCUCUGGCCUGGCCUUAAUGCUCCUGUGCUGCAAACUGGGAAAGUGCAGGAAGUGUCCCAGCGAAAGAAAGAAGAGCGAGACAGAAUCCAGAGUGAAAUUAUUCAGCAGAGGGAUACAUGGGAGAAGAGAAGGAAAAUAAAAAUCAAGAGAGAGGGAGGAUGGAGUGGGAAGUGUUGGGGAGGUAUCCUUCUGGAUCCUCCUGACCCUGGUCCUAAUGGAGAAACCUACGAAGAUUUUGAAGCAAGAGUCAUCGAGGUGAGAAAUGUGUUUUGCAUGAAGGCAAAGGAAGGCAGGAAGAAAUCAGUGCGUGCCUUAGUGGCUGUUGGGAAUGGCAAAGGGGCUGCAGGUUUUGCAAUAGGGAAGGCAGUUGACAGGACAAAUGCUUUAAGGAAGGCAAAGAACAAAGCAAUAAGCUGCUUACAGUUUAUAGACAUGUAUCAGAACCACACAAUUUACCAUGACAUUUCUGUGAAAUUUAAAAGGACAAAAAUCCGCAUGAAGAAACAAAACAAAGGGUAUGGGCUGCACUGCCACCGAGCCAUUAUCACCAUCUGCAGGCUAAUUGGCAUUAAGGACAUGUAUGCCAAGGUCACUGGGUCUAAAAACUUGAUUAACAUCACCAGAGCCCUCUUCAGAGGCUUGACCAUGCAGGAGACUCACCAGCAGCUGGCCAACCAGAAGAGCCUCUACGUGGUGGAGUUCCGGGAGGAGCAGGGCCCCCUGCCCAUCGUGGUGGCCCUGCCCCAGGGGACAGUCCGUGAGGAGCCGGAGCCCGAGGAUGAGGUUCCAAACACGCCGCUGGAGUGGAGGGAGGUGAAGGAGGCCCAGGGCAUGCUGAAAUCCCCCUGGGCCGGUGUCAGGCGGGCGGCGUGCUGACGGCCUCGGGCGCGCUGCGGCUGCGGCUGGGAAACCUGCCUCAGGACAGGGGUCCAGGACAGGGCAGCAGGAGCUCUGCCCUGCCACCCAGGGCACUGCUGCCGUCCAGGAGCACUGUUUGCUUUCCCACAACUCCCCUGAGCGCUGUCCCAGUGGGAAUGUUCAGGUGGGAACACCCAGUGAAGGUGUCUUUGGCUUCAAGCAUGCAUUUAGUCCAUUCCAGAAGAUGGUUUGGAAUCAGGAGCUCCCAUGUUUCUUUCACAAGCUCUUGGGAAACUGUUGAAAACAUGAGAUUGUAACAGCAAUAAAGAAUCACCAGAGUGGGUUUA